CCCGUCGGACGGCGGAACGCUCGUUAGCGGGGCGCAGCCCGCGGCGGGAGCGCGGCGGCGGCGCACCGCCUGCGCGGCGCCGUUUCCACGGCAACCGCCGAGCAGCGGCCGGCGUGGGAAGAUGGCGGCCAGGGAGCAGCCGAGCGAGGGUCGUUUCACUUUCCGCGCCCUGCCCCAGAAAACCUUCCCCGGGCUGGAGAGCCGGGACACCCAGGACCGGCUCCUCAAAUGGUCCAUGCAAGGCAGGAUCACAGCACAAGCAUUCAGUUUUGACCAGCCAUUUAAGCCCUAUCUGAAGGAUGAAUUUGUUAUGGCAUUUUUUAAUGAUCAAAAUGUGAUCUCCAGUUUAAAGUUGCUCUCAGCUUCAGGACAGUGGACUACACUGGGUUCCAAAGUGACCAAAAUUGAAGCUACAGUAGUGCCGUGUACACAGAUUUCAAUGUCAUUUUUUGAUCGUCUGUACACAGAAGGAGUUGUUAGAGAAACUGGACAUAUUGUGAAGUGUUACGAUGACUAUUAUGAUGAUAGUCUCAUCUCUGAUGAAUUAAGGAAGGCCUUACUUCUGGAAGAUUCAGACUGUUAUGACUUAUUCAGUCAGUCAGAUCGCAAGGAGUUUCUGUUUUGUCUUUUUAAGCAUCUUUGCCUUGGAGGAGCUGUCUGUCAGUUUGAGGAUGUACUUGGUCCAUACUUAGAAACUACAAAAGCUUUAUAUAAAGACUUGGUGAGUGUUCAAAAGAAUCCAGAAACAAAAGAAAUAAGCAUUACUUCUACCGUCUUCAGAGUGUCUGCAUAUGAUGAGAACGGCCUGUGUUAUCCUUCAAACAAAAGCCACGAACAGACGUUUGCCUAUUUGAUUGUGGACCCUUUCAGACGACACGUCCAUACUUUGUAUCACCGUUUCGGUGGAAGCAUAUUUGGUACCUAGGCACUAACCGGGUUGUUCCCCAGGUUUAGGACGGGGAUGUUCUUUCUACAGGAACUCAAGUAGAAAUUGCACUUCUGAACGGCUACGUGUUUUAUACAGAUGUUACUGUAUGGUUAGUGAAAAAGUUUAGUAUAGUUUUUGUAUAGUUUUCUACAGGCGUACUUUGUGAGGCUGUUUGCCUGGCGGUUUUGCCCCCUCUUCCCCCACCCGUGUUAUCUAAUAAAAAGCGUUUCUCCACAA
This is a messenger RNA of Dromaius novaehollandiae (emu), 1165 nucleotides long. It is a transcript of the gene CFAP300, whose product is annotated as cilia and flagella associated protein 300. The transcript is spliced from 7 exons. The record is from RefSeq and is a predicted model, not a curated record. Lineage: Eukaryota; Metazoa; Chordata; Aves; Casuariiformes; Dromaiidae. Bases 122 to 925 code for a protein of 267 amino acids.